UUUCGUGCCAGUUGUUCGAUUAUUAAGUCACAUUGCAGCAGCUUAAUCCCAAUUAUACAUCCGCAUUUCUCCCGCGCGUGUAGACGAAUUUGCCCCAUCAGCGCGCUUCCGAGAAAAAGGGCGUCUGGUGCGCAGUUCUUCAUCUUUCGCGUAGUGCAUCCCUCUUAUUAAUCUGCGCGUCAGAGCGACGAACGACGUUCGGAAAAAGGCCAAUAAAAGGCUUUCCCCUCGAGGCGGCAACACGCGCAGCUUUCGUACACGUACACACGAUGUUGCAUAGCUCGCGCGCAGCGCGUCACCGAUGACGCCUUAUCGCUCAUAGAAUAAAAGGAAGAGCCGAGCGUGAGCGCUGGCACAUAGUCCGACGCGUGGCUCUAUUGUUCACGAAUCUUCAGAGCGCGAAGAAAAAGUUGUGAAAGCUGCGUCGACCCUUCGCCCCGGCGGUGCACAUAGAAUGUGGUUCGAGUGACCGACGAGCGAUCGCGAUUUCUAAGCAAGGCAUAUCACGCGGCAACGAGCCCUGCGCUUCAUACCAUUGUACUGCAAAGCACACACGGUACACAACCGCAUUCAAUGGCUUAUACAUGCGCGCCGACGGCUUCAGCUAUAAAAUCUCCCUCAACGAGCGCAACUCGCGCUGAAGAAGGAAGAGGAAGAAAACAGAUGCGUGCAGUGUGUGUGCGAGCGCGCGCGCGAGGUCUAUUCAGUCGCGUGCUCGCGCUCACGAUGACGGAGAGGAUAGAAAGUUGCCGCGCGGAGAUCGCGCGCCGUCUAUUAGACACACGAGCGCGCAUAGUUCGCUGCCUCAUUGUUCGCGAGAGUUGCGCGAUAAAGGCGCGAUAAGGCCUCGUUAAGGCGCAUCAAACGCCGAGCGAAAGUACUGCGGCACAUACCUAAUCUAUCCCCCUCGGCCCGUAUGGAGAAAGAGCAGAAUGCAUGCACCGAACGAUUACCGCAGCGGCGAUUUAUAAAUGACGCGCGCACAAUGAAUGGCAGCACACUGAUGGAGGAGGAGAGGGACGGCAUGCCGGAAGAGCGCUCUCUGUCUUUCUCUCCCUCUCUUAUUCCAUACUUUUCUUCCACACGACGCAGAGAUUCGCGCUUCCCGCCGCGGCGAGCAAACCGAGAGGGACCGUCGUCGUCGUGCGCGCCGCGCUAGUCGUGAUUCGCCGCAAGCUCCCGCGAGAACACCGCGAACUCGCGCUUGAUACUUAUAUACCUAUAUACAUGCGGGCCGUUCGUAUAAUCGCGCCGAGAGUUUUCCCGGAGCACCUUUAGUCGCUCGCUCGCGCCGCUGUUUUUAUAGGUACAUUUCAAUUGCCGGAAGAUGCACUGUAAAGCAUUCCCUCAUGGGAGAAAGCGCCGUUGAAAAUCGUAUUAAGGGCUGCAGUGACACGAUAAGCCGUUGUUGCGUAACGCGCGGGACGAUGAUCUAAUGUUUACACGCAGCUCGAUAGGUCAAUAUAAUAUACAGUGCUUUCUCCGUCAGGUGUUUUUGCGAAGCAUCGUCAGAAUCGAUUGUUUGGAAGAGAUUGUAUCGGUGGCUUUUAAUCAACUAUUUUAGUACAGGGUUGUUAUUAUCGUGCCAUAACGAGUUAUUAUCACAGCCUCGGCUCAGUGGAGCACAAAACAAGCUCCGAUUUAUCCGAUGCAGCGUAAUACAGGCGUGUUCCAAGCCGUAUCCUCUCCGCCAUUCUUGAGUACAAAAAACGAUAAAACGGUGAGCAGCUGUAACAUGCUGCUGACGGUGGCAUGGGUCGAGGUGCUUUUGGCAACGGCCAUCGGAGCGAUGGUGCUGUUGUCCAACUACUGUUCGUCUUGGCUAUUCUGGAAGAAAAAGUCGCCGAAGGAUUCUGAUACCGCAGACAGCGUGCAACUGCCGCAGAAGAAGUCGAAAACGGUUCAAGAUGUGCCGGGGCCUGUAUCCUUUCCCAUAAUCGGCACUUCGUGGAUAUUCUUCGGAUUCGGACCCUACCACAUAGACAAGAUCCACGAGGCGUACAAAGAUAUGAAGAUGCGAUACGGACCGGUGUGCAAGCAGGAGUCUUACUGGAACUGGCCGAUUAUCUCGGUGUUCGACCGCAGUGGAAUCGAGACGAUUCUUAAACGUUCCAGCAAGUAUCCUCUGAGGCCCGCGCAAGAGAUAAUAUCGCAUUACCGACAGACCAGGACCGAUCGAUACACCAAUCUUGGACUCGUCAAUGAGCAGGGCGUAACGUGGCAGAAAUUGCGGGCUACCCUGACGCCGGAACUAACGGGGGUUAAAACCAUCCUAGGUUUCUUUCCCGCGCUCAACGGCGUGACCGACGACUUCGUCGAUCUGAUACGGAAUCGAAGAACCGGAUGCAACGUGAUCGGAUUCGAGGAACUAGCAUACAGAAUGGGUCUCGAGAGCACGUGCAUGUUGAUGCUUGGUAGACACUUGGGCUUUUUGAAGCCAGAAUCUGUCGGUACGUUGACGAACAGAUUAGCCGAAGCGGUCAGAAUGCAUUUCGUCGCCUCGAGAGAUGCCUUCUACGGCUUUCCCACGUGGAAACUGUAUGCCACAUCUGCCUACAAGAACCUGACGGACAGCGAGGAGACGAUUUACAACAUAAUUUCGGAUCUGAUCGAAGCGACUAUAAAGGAACAUCAAGAAAGCGCAAAGGACGAGAGCAUCGAAGCAGUUUUUCUGUCAAUUUUGCGAGAAAAGACUCUCGACAUACGGGACAAGAGGGCUGCCAUCGUAGACUUCAUCGCUGCCGGGAUUCACACAGUGGGAAACACGUUGGUGUUCUUGCUCCACACAAUCGGCAGGAAUCCGGAGGUUCGAAAAAAGUUACAGGAAGAAGCGGACUCUUUGGUGCCUCCACGCUGCGACAUCAGCAUGGGCGACCUAAAGAAUGCCAAGUAUAUUCGAGCUUUCAUCACUGAGGUAUUCAGAUUACUGCCGACGGCGCCGUGCAUCGCGCGAAUACUCGAAGAAUCGGCUGACCUCAGCGGUUAUCAUCUCAAACCAGGGACUGUAGUGUUGCUUCACACUUGGAUAGCCGGCUUGGACGAGGCGAAUUUCAAAGAUGCCGACAAGUGCAUACCGGAGAGAUGGUUGCAUCCAGAAAAAUAUGUGCCACACUCACCUCUGCUGGUUGCGCCUUUCGGUUUUGGUCGACGUAUCUGCCCUGGCAAACGAUUCGUCGAGCAAGCUUUACAACUUAUGGUCGCAAAGAUGGUUCGUGAAUUCGACGUAAUCGCCGAUGAGGAACUCGGCCUGCAAUUCGAAUACAUAAUGGCACCAAAGGGACCGGUCACGCUUUCCUUCCGCGAUCGCGUUGACGUGACGUGAGAGAGCAAUUCAAUCGCUCUACGAGAUUAAUCAUCAUGACCGAUAGGUCAGUGUGGAAAAGCAAACAAAAGUGCGGGGAGAACGGAAAAGAAUCUAAACUAGAAGAAAAGAGAGGUAGAGGGACCAAAAAUGAAGCGAGAGAAAAUGAUUUGUUGAAAAUAUGAUCAACGGAAAUCAAUGGUCAUCUGGGAAAGAAAGAAUUUCAGCGACAAUCUGCAAAUUUCCGUUUCUUAUAUACUAUUUCUCAUCUUUUCUACGUUUUCUAUGUGCGAUAAAUGUUUCACAUGCGUACGUGAUUUUAGCUCGGAAAUUCUUUUAACUUGCUGAUGAGAAACUUGCAGAUUGUCCGUUUCGUUUUUUUCUCUUAUAUAUUUAUAUAUCGUAUUAUAUUUCCAGUACACGUGUUGUAUAUUUAUGUGUCAAUAUGCUUUUUUGUUCCUCUUCAUGUGUGAAGCACACGAGUGCAUCGACUAUGUUUUAUUCGCUGUAAUUAUUGUAUCCGAAUCGUUUAUGAACUGAACAAAUGUCGUAAUAAUGAAAUAGAAUAAUCGCUUAGAAGUGAUUUUAUACCCAAGCGUUAUUUAUGUAUUACGUUUUUUUAGUCGUAUGUAGCGUGGUGAAUUAUGUAUGUAUGGCUAUAGAUACAUUUUAUUAGAACUAAAAGUGUCUUGAAAUUUGGAUUGUUCACCGUCAAUUUAUACGUAUUCAAAUUUAAUUAAUUCGGAAUAUGUUUCUUAUCUUUGUAAUCUGUACUCGUGAUGCUACAAUGAGCCAUUAAGAUCGAGGCCUGUAAAUACGGCAAAAAUUGUAAAUUAUUAGUCAUAGUAAACAAAACGGAAAUAAUAUGUAUACAUACACACCCACACACACACACACAUAUACAUAUAUAAACUAAUAGGAUAUAUUUGUUACACACGGGUAUAUACAUAUGUCUAUUUAUUGUGUUGUUAAACUCUCAUUUCUUUGAAUAAUGUUAGUUCAAUAAGUAUACAAUCCCGUUUUGGUAUAGGCUAUUGAAAAAUAUCUUAUUUUUCAGCAGUAUUCGUGUCUUAUAAUUAUUAAAAUCAACGUAUUUCGUUUAAAUAUAAAUAGUGUUAAGUCUACGAUGUAUGGUAUUUAUUUCAUUGCUGUAGCUGAGUAAUCUUACUAUUUUUCAAUAAAAAUGCUUCUUAGAGAGGUAUAAAUGUCUACCCGUUAUACGAAGAUUCUAUUUUAUAGUUUUAAAAUAAAGCUAUUUUAAUAAAAA
Messenger RNA from Nasonia vitripennis (jewel wasp), 4568 nucleotides. It is a transcript of the gene shd, whose product is annotated as cytochrome P450 314A1. Gene Ontology annotation, molecular function: heme binding; monooxygenase activity; iron ion binding. The coding region runs from base 1649 to 3322 and encodes 557 amino acids. The transcript is spliced from 12 exons. NCBI's taxonomy places the organism in Eukaryota, Metazoa, Arthropoda, Insecta, Hymenoptera, Pteromalidae. The record is from RefSeq and is a predicted model, not a curated record.